UACAUGCAGCCUGGAGUUCAGUAGGAGUAGGGAGCAAGGAUUCGUCAUGGCUCAAGUAACUUUAAAUUAUGCAAGGAUUCUAAUGAAAAUUGUGGAUCAGCUCGGUCUUGAGAAACCAACAAUGGCACACGAGAAAAGUGCGGAUGGGAUAUUCCAUUCCUUUAUUGAAGUGGAUCUUGUAAACUGGGUGUCUAAAGGAUUCCGAGGUCCAAGACAAUUUAUAGGAACAUCACCUAUCUCUUCAAGAAGAGCUACGAGAAAAGCAACUCGUAACGCUGUCCAAAGGCUAGAAAAAUGUGGCCUUGUUAAGAUUAGUGAUUACAGCCGGCGUGAUUUGAAAUUAUGGAAGAAGAGAGUCAUAAGGGUUACUACAGUAUGCAAGGAAGUUGUGGAAGGUAGAGAUGAGCUUGAGAGAGAUUUCUUCUUUUUGCAACAAAACCGUGCUAAGUUACUUGUAGAGAACUGUGAGCUGCAGAGGAAAAUUGUUGAGUUGCAAGAGAACGUAGAUUGCUGGAAGGCAGAUAAGGAAGAGAAAGAUAAUCUCAUCAUCGAGAACUAUGAGUUAAAGGCAGAACUGCGUGCUCUAAAAAGACAACUUUCAGAAGCCAAGAAUAAGAACGAAUAAAAUAUAUGUUGUUUUCUUGACAAAUCAAGCAUAAGUGCUCAUUUGUUUUGCUUUGUUGAGGACGAACGUGCUCCAUAUGUAACAUUAGUAUUAGAUGUAUGUGUUUUCC
Messenger RNA from Oryza sativa Japonica Group (Japanese rice), 734 nucleotides. Lineage: Eukaryota; Viridiplantae; Streptophyta; Magnoliopsida; Poales; Poaceae. The record is from RefSeq and is a predicted model, not a curated record.